CAAACUCUUAAAACUAGUUUUUGUUUGUUUUUGCGCGUUGUAUCUGCGCGAUUGGGUUCGCCGGCGUUCUUAUCUCGCUGCAUUCUUGAACACUAUUGUUGCUUAGAACACAGUGUCAGAACCAUGUUCGUAUCGUGGCACAAAACGUGUAGCCAUUUUUCGUUGCAAUCAGUCGUGUAUUUGUAUAAAAAUGUUAAUUUUCAAUCGGGAAACUAUAGUGCUAUUAGUUUGGUGUUUUCCGGUCAUUGCAAUCCGCGACGAGUGUUAACAUAAAUUAGGAAUCAUUAGAUUCGCAUCGUUGAUCGGAAAGCAAGCGAGCGAAAGCAGCGCGCGCGAGCGAGCGGAAGAAAAAGCUCGACAAAAGCCCAACCGAGAAAAAGUCGACAAAAGCUCGAAAAGAAUACACGAAGACGAAGACGAGAAAAAACGAGGACGUCGAAUAAAUGUCCACACCGAUGUACCGCUUCCGGAACCGAGUGCUGCUAAUUGACUCUUAGUGUGCGUUCCGUCCAGUUAGUGGUGCGCAGCGAAUUGACCGGACUUAUUAUCGACUGAUUUUCUCCGCCGGAGUUUCGGCGUCCGCGCCGCGUCCCGACUCCCGGUGGUCGUCGCCGCGGACGAUCCUAACGCCUACGCGUUCUACGUCGGUGUGACUAAGUAGUGAGUGUGUGUACAUCAUGACGAAAAUGUCCAAGUUUCCCAUCGCGAGACUGCUGGUCCUCAUCGGCGUGCUUUUUCAAGGAUCCCGGCAGGCCACAAUCAAGGUGGAUCCGGCAUCGCUGCCCACAUUCCAGACGCCCAGCCAGGUGUUCAAGAUCGUCGACAAGGAGACGGUGAUCCUGCCAUGCGAAGUAUCCAAUCCUGGUCAUUACGUACUGGCGUGGAAGCGUGGCAUUGCCGUGCUUUCCGCCGGCAACAUGAAAGUCUCGCCGGAUCCGCGCAUCAGCCUUGUGAACGGCUACAACUUGCAGAUCAAGGAGGCAGGACCUCAGGAUGCGGGUGACUAUGUCUGCCAGAUCGGCACGCUGGAACCGAGAGAGAUUACGCACACGGUGGAAAUUCUCGUGCCACCAAGGAUACAUUACGUGUCGUCGAACGGACGCAUGGAGGUGAAGAAGGGCACGUCGGUGCGGCUGGAAUGCAAGGCGUCCGGCAAUCCGGUGCCGAAAAUCACGUGGUCGCGCAGGAAUAAUUUACUGCCCGGCGGCGAGCAGACGACCGUCACGCCCGUCCUCGUCCUCGACUCGGUGGACAGGCAUCAGGCCGGCGUUUAUCAGUGCACGGCGAGCAACGGCGUCGGCGAGGACGUCACGCAGCAGAUUGUCCUGCACGUGCUAUAUCCACCAGAAAUUUCCGUUGAACGCCCGGUUGUACACUCCGCAGAAGGAUACGAAGCCCAACUGGUGUGCAUUGUGCACGGCGAAAGUCAACCAGAGGUUUUAUGGUACCGCGACACGAUGCAGCUGGACACGACCGAGCGCAGGAUAAUGGAGUCGCGCGGCUCGCGGCACACCCUCGUCAUUCGCAAGGUCCAGCACUCCGACUUCGGCAACUACACGUGCGUCGCCGACAACCAAUUGGGGAAAACGCGCAAGAGCGUUCAGCUGUCAGGAUUGCCAAACACUGCAAAGUUCAGCUCGGCGUCUAGGGGUCAAUGGCGAGACAGCUACAACAUAAGCUGGGCCGUAGAGUCGCUUAGCCCCAUUGUCGAAUACAAAUUGCUGUUCCGUCGCCUACCGGACACACCGCUCACUUCCGAGGAUGGACACCCACAACCCCUGCAUCAUCAAAGCCAGAAGAAGAUCUUUCCAAUGAGGGAGAAUCGAACUCAUACCAGUUAUAUGGGAGGAGGUUUCGGACGUACAUUCUUCGACCGUCGACAUGAGUGGAGGGAUGUAAUCCUGCCGGCCAACGGUAAAGCGACCACCGUCUACAACUCGGGCGUACAGUCGAUGAGUUACCUGAUCAAAGGCUUAGAUCCCGGACAGAACUACGAGGCCAAAGUCGAGUCGCGCAACAAAUUCGGCUGGAGCUCACCGUCGGAGCCGUUCUCCUUCCAAACGACGGACAAUGAUAUGAGCUACCCCGAGCGACCGCAAACCCCACGACAUGUUUACAACGAGAACGAAAUAAGAGACCUGCAUGUGCGAAUACAGUCAUCGUCACCUAGUCCAGGCUCAAUUCAAUAUGGCCGCUUGGACAUCAUGGCUCUGCUUGUCCUCGCCGCACUACUCUUCACUUAAACACUCUAAACAGCGUUGGAAGAUUGUCUUCGCUAACAAUUACAUCCUAACCAACAUACAAAAAAAGAUAUUUUUUGUAAAUCGUGAUUACACACCCACACAAAACACACAUAUGGAUUGUGGCAAUUUUGAAAAUUUUGCAAACUUCCUCGUAGCCUCUUUUGUUUCGAUGUUCUCAAAUCACUAAUUGGAGAUUACACCAAAAACAAACUAUAAACGUCAACAUGUUAAAUGUAUGUAGUAUGAAUAAGAACUCUAACUAUAUAUAUAAAUCAACUAAGUGUCAAUUUUGACAACUUAAGAUAUGAAGAUUUAGAAUAUUAAUUAACUUGCUUUCUUCUCUCAUUAAGUGUGCACAAGUUUUCAAAAUAAUAUGUGUUAUAUGAAAAAGCAACACACUCCUAAGCGAUUAUAAACAAAACCAAAAAAAUAUCUAAACGUGUAAACGACGAGAGAGGCGAACUUCUAAAUGUAGCUUUGUAAAUAAUUUUUUAUUCGGUUUAAUAUAAGCCAUCAAUUGCUUUUGUUUCAUUUGUUUUUUCGCUCGGUGAGCGAAUGAUUAAUUGUUUGCGUUGCUUCGUUGUAAUACUAAGCAAAAAUUGAAUAAAAACAAAACAAAAACGAUUCUUGUAGAAAAUUUAACAUUAAGAACAUUAAUUAUAUUUGAGCGAGCGAAAUGAUAUAAAUGUGCUUAUGCAAUUUUUUCGUACGAAUGACGCGGAAGCUGAACAAAAACGAGUAACACAAAAAAAUAUGAGUAACAUAGUGCCAUAACUAUAAUGUAAACUUUAAGCAAUGUGAGUGUUUAAUGUUUAUUAAUUCUAUAAAAAUAAAUGAAGCAAAAAGUACUUUUAUCGUAUAUAAGAAGGAAUAUAACUGAAACAUACUGUGGAAGAUAUGUUUGCGUUUGACGAGACGCGCAUUUUGUUAAAACACCACCGCCGAGACGACAGACAUAUAACCUAAACCGGAAGCCGCCGGAAAUGCGACGCAAAGAUGGCGCGGGAAUAGAUUACGCUUACGUGUAUUAACGCUGGAGGAGCAAGAGACAGAGGAAGCUGACGAAAUGGUGCAUACCUGCAAACAAAUAAACAAAACACUAUUAGUAAUCAUACAUACAUUGGUGUUUUAACAAACUGUAGCAUUUAGUACGAAUUAUACAACAUAUUGUCCAUUCUUUCCGUACAAGGGUCCAAAAAACAAACAAAAGUUAAAGAAUUACGUGCGCUCCGUUUCCGCCUCGGCUUUGCGAUUACAAACGCGACUUGAGCUGGCAUGCACAAUGUGAUGAAUAUUUCAAACACAUUUAAUUGCUUUUAUCGACAUGCCCGAUAAAUGCAAGACACAGGGGAAAACACUUUAAUGAUAUGAAUAUUGAUUUUCGCCGCUAAUGGAGUUCUCAUUAGGAAAGCAUUCAAUGUUUUAUCAUCGGCUGCAUCAAUUGCAACAACGCGGCAAUCACGGUCGCGUUCAUAAUUAAUCAUCCUCGGUUGGUCAUCAACAAACUGUCAUGCAGCUAAACUUUCUUCUGUUUACACGCGCUUCUGACCAGCACAACAACUUAAAGUUGUUAUGGCAUAAUUCAAUCCGCACAUUGAUUCCCAUCUCCUACUCCUAUACUACUAGAAGUAGUUCUGAAAACGGUUUUCGUCAUUUGCAUGAGAAUGAGGCGUCUGCCAGCAGAGACGAAAUAUUCAUUUGUUUCGUCACGCACGACUCCCUCCGAGGACGUGCGCCGCCCCCGCAAACAAGUCAUAACUUGCCUCAACCGCGCAUUGUUUUCGCAAAGCCCGAGGCGUCCUUCGAAACCUCUUCGAAACAAAACACAAACGAUACACACUACAUAUUAUAUAAAUUAAUAUUUAUAUAAUUAUACAUAAUGUAACAUGAUUCCCCCUCAGUGUGUAACUUGAUGCAACAUAUACGUAAGACACGUAAAUGAAGUACAUAAAUAUAUAUAAAUAUAUAUACAUUCUAUCUCACCGUUACCAGAAAAUAAAAUACAAAUUAUUAUAUUACAGGAGCACACACAGCCACCGAAAAUGAGAGACAUACACACACACAGAAACUCAAAACAUGCGCUCCCCUUCUAUCUACAAAUACUUGCAUAAAUAUAUCUUCGUAACACGUAACGUAAUGCUACUUCUAAGUGUACAUAUUAAAUACUAACGAUAAUGCAGCAAAUGAAAGAAGCAUCAGCGACUAAUGAAGCUGAAUUUUCAAGCAAAUAAAAGAGUAAUGCACACAUCACACAUUCCAUACAGCGUGUUGCGAGUUAUCAAAAGAAAACGAAACGAACGAUAAGGGCAUAAAAAAUAACAUUAUUUAGUGUAUAGGAUGCUUCGAUAACAAACAAAGAAAAAUAACAAUGUUUCGUACACAGUAUUAUCAUAAUAUGAUGUAAAUAAAUGUGUAAAUGAAGAUCAUAUUUUAACAAUUGAACAAUUUCAACCAACUAUACACUCUGUCAGUUUGUUGCGCACGUUUACUUAUUUCUAGUCGUACGUAGUUUAUUAAUGACUUAUUGGCAUCGAUCAAGAAUUACAACACACACACACAAAUAGUUUAUCAGCAUUAUUGAUUAUUCAGGAGUGCGAUUGUAGAUUAAUUCUGCUUAUCCUGAAUGCAAAAUGGCUGAAAUGCAUCUUCUUGAUUGUUAUAUUGAAUUCUAAUUGAAUUGAAUGCAUUAAUUACCGAUUUACAAACACUAUACAUAUGCAGCUUAUAAGUGUCGUGAUAUUAAUCUAAUAAUCAUUUUCACUGUAACGCCCGAAAUGUAGGUAUACAACAAAUGGAGGUGCAAACAAUGGAAGGAAAAUGUAGAUGAAAAUGUUGAUGUAAAAGCGUUUGUGGGCUAUUUUAUAAAAUAUAUUAAUUAAGUAUAAUUAAUAUAAUUAUUAUGAUGGAUGUUGAGACUGUAGCAUUUUAACAAUCAGCGCAUACAUUACGAUGGGUUGCUUGUAAUAUUGAUAUUCUUAUUAUUGACACAAAACCGAUGAGAUAGAUGGAAUUGUAUAAACAGAAACACGAAAGAGAUGCUUAAAACUCAAGCUGGUAACGGCGGGCUGGCGAGAUGUGUACGAUGUGAACAAAAACGUGGAAAGAACUGGGUACUUGAACUGACAGAAUAAAUAUAUUAUACAUAAAAUUAUAUUGAAUAUGUUUAUUACGUGAUUAUAAUAAAUAUAGUUCAUAUUA
Molecule: messenger RNA, 5441 nt
Organism: Dalotia coriaria
Lineage: Eukaryota; Metazoa; Arthropoda; Insecta; Coleoptera; Staphylinidae
Product: limbic system-associated membrane protein-like
Exons: 11
Coding region: 678-2243 (521 amino acids)
Biological process (GO): synapse organization; homophilic cell-cell adhesion
Cellular component (GO): neuronal cell body; axon; plasma membrane
Molecular function (GO): protein binding; axon guidance receptor activity
Source: RefSeq, a predicted model, not a curated record